UUGAACGUGCGGCCCGGUCACUUGGCGGAGGGCGCGGGGCUGCCGUGAGCGCUCGGCCCCGGCUGCGUGUGCCGGCCUGCAGCUGCCGCCGCCGCGGCCUCAAGCGUGGUGUUGGACGGGCACGGAGAUGUCCGUGCCCGGGGAUCGUAUGACAGCCCGGUGCCGGUCUUCACGUAAGCAACAGAUGCGGGUGAAAGAUCCAUCAAGAACCAACCCUGAGAAGCCAAAGAGAAGCAAAAGGCCUAACAGGCCACAGGAUGAGGACUCUUCAGAUGAUAUUUCAGGGCUCACCUGCCAGCACGUGAGCCAGGCAGUGGACGUGCACCAUGUGAAGAGAGCGGUGGCUCAGAGCGUGUGGUCAGUGUGUGCAGAAUGCCUGAAGGAGAGGCGGGUGAGCGACGGUGAGCCCGUGGCACCUUCAGACAUCUGGCUGUGUCUCAAAUGUGGCUUUCAGGGAUGUAGUAAGAAUUCGGAAGGCCAGCAUUCUCUGAAACAUUUCCAAACUGCACGCACAGAACCUCAUUGCAUCGUUAUCAACCUCAGCACAUGGAUCAUAUGGUGUUACGAAUGUGAUGAAGAGCUGUCAACGCAUUGCAACAAAAAGGUUCUGGCUCAGAUAGUUGACUUCCUUCAAAAACAUGGUGCCAGGGCUGAACCAAGUUCAUCAAAAAUCAUACGUCUUCGUGAAGAAAGCAGUGAAACAAGUGAAAUACUGAAAGGAAAAAGCUCUGGUAAUGGUGCAUCAGUUCCAGUUAAAGGAAUAAAUAAUUUAGGAAAUACCUGCUUUUUCAAUGCUGUCAUGCAGAACUUGGCACAGACUCAUGUGCUAAAUGAACUGAUGUAUGAGAUAAAGGAGAAAGGAACAAAGUUAAAAAUCUGUCAUAGUUCAGAUUCUCAAUUGGAUCCUUUGGUGGUAAACCUGUCCAGCCCGGGACCUUUGACUUCAGCAAUGUUCUUGUUCCUUCACAGCAUGAGAGAGGCUGGAAAAGGUCCUCUGUCUCCGAAAGUGCUGUUCAGCCAGCUUUGUCAAAAGGCUCCUCGAUUUAAGGGGUUCCAGCAGCAGGACAGCCAGGAGCUUCUGCACUAUCUGUUGGAUGCAAUCAGGAUCGAGGAGACAAAACGUAUACAAACUGGUAUCUUAAAAGCAUUCAAUAACCCAACUACUAAGACAGCAGAUGAAGAAACCAGAAGAAAAGUCAAAGCAUAUGGAAGAGAGGGUGUGAAGAUGAACUUCAUAGAUAGAAUCUUUGUUGGUGAAUUGACUAGCACUGUCAUGUGUGAGGAAUGUGAAAAUAUUUCAACAGUAAAAGAACCUUUCAUUGAUCUUUCGCUUCCUAUAAUAGAGGAGAGGGUUGCAAAACCUGUGCCCUUGGGAAGAACAGGUAAAAGUAAAAGUGUACAGGAGGCAGAUCUUGGUCAGUAUAAUUGUUCUUCUAUCAGUACUCUGAAUAAUCAACCCAAAAUUGUCAAGAAACACACUUUAACAAAAGAUAAGAAUCAAUUGAACCAUGAGAGACGGCUUGCCAGAAAAGCUUCCUCAAAGGAAGAAGAAAGAAGUCCUGUUAUAAUGCAGGAAAAAGCCAAAAAGCUUGAGCUGGAAGGUAGCUCUGGCAUCCAGUACUCCAAAGACCCCUGUGCAGAGGCAGCUGUCAACGGAAGCCAGACGGAGGGCAGUGAGAAGGAAGCCAGCCGCUCUGAAAGCAGCUUUGAUGCAGACAGUGAAGCCUCAGAAAGCGAAAGUGCUUCUAAGCAAACAGCUUUGAGCCCACCCAGCAGCGUGUCUGGUGUGCACGUCAACCACUUAAACCCUAAAACGCCGCACAAGCCAAGUGACAGCAACGAAGAGAUGAUUUCCAGUUCCAUAUCCAAGCUUAGCUUCUGCGAUCCUGUAAAUGAGGAUAAAAAGUCAAGUUGUGGAGAUCCAGCUUUGGGUUUAUCAAAUAAUUCCAUGUUCUCAGUAGGCAAAUCCUCUCUAUCCCAAAACCCUCAAAAUGCUUUCCAGACACUUUCCCAAAGCUAUAUAACUAGCUCAAAGGAAUGUUCUGUUCAGUCCUGCCUUUACCAGUUCACCUCUGUAGAGCUCUUAAUGGGGAACAACAAGCUUUUAUGUGAGAGCUGCACGGAAAGGAAACAGAAGUAUCAGAAGAAAACCAACUCCACAGAAAAGAAGAUGGAAGGAGUCUACACAAAUGCUCGGAAACAGCUGCUGAUUUCUUCAGUCCCUGCUAUUCUUAUUCUCCACCUGAAAAGAUUCCACCAGGCUGGUUUGAGUUUACGGAAAGUAAACAGGCAUGUGGAUUUCCCAUUGAUUCUAGACUUAGCACCAUUUUGUGCUGCAUCUUGCAAGAACGUUGUGGAUGGUGCAAGAGUGCUGUAUAGUCUUUAUGGAAUAGUGGAGCACAGUGGCUCAAUGAGAGGGGGUCAUUAUGCGGCAUAUGUGAAAGUCAGGACAUCCUCCAAGAAAUUGCUGGAGCAUAUUUCUACCACUAAAACUGUUCUGGGUUUGAAAGAAGCCAUGGGAGCAUCAGGAGGACAGUGGGUGUACGUUAGUGAUGCCCAUGUUCAGAUGGUUCCAGAAUCAAGAGUACUAAAUGCACAAGCAUAUCUACUUUUUUAUGAAAGAUUAUUACUAUAAUUCUUAACAGUUUAAUUUCAAAGAAGAUAGUGUUAUUUAGUUUAUCUUAUUUAAAGCUGCAGUGGUAAGAGUACCUGUAAAUAUUGUGCCUUUAUCUUGUAGAGAAUUUAUCAUAUUUUGACUCUGAAUUUCAGUUAAACUAUUAUAAAUAUCUGAAUGAUUCUCUUAAAGUAUGCACUUUGCCAAACAUGUAAAAUUCCUGGGUUCAAGAAAAUGCAGUACCAUUAGAAUGUAAGAUGAUGUCCUAUCCUACUGAAGUCUAGGGAAAGUUUGUUUUUGAUUAUAAUAAAGAUAAGCUUUUGCCCAUAGUUCUAGAACAGUUGAGAAUAGAAAUACUGAUAGUGCUAAGUGCCUGGAUUUGCUGGUGUACAGUAACAAUACAAAGUGUUCAACUUCUUCUGAUCCAGUCCAGACCCUUCCUGUCACUGGGUUGGAUGUCAGCUGUUAAGAUUUCUGCAAACAAGAGCCUGUCAAAUAGUGUCGCUUCCAUGUGUAGUAAUUGGAAAGCAGAGUCCUUCCAGAAUGGAGUGACAACAGCUGUCUCUGGGUAGUGCUUCAGUGCACUUUCCUGAUAAGAGCUGGGAAUAGAUUGGGAAAACAUGGCUUCUAAAUAGUAAAUCCUCAGAUACCCAGUACCCUUUCAGUUGUCUCCAACUGGUAUAGCAAUGUACUCCUGUUUCAAUAUAAAUAUGUACUUGGUGUGCAUAAGUAUAUCCUCUGAGAUAUAUACACACACCAUAAAUCCAUCAAUAGAUAUUGUCAUUUUACCUUCUAGGAAAGAGAAUUGCAAAUAAUUUCUGUAUUUAGUAAUUUUUCAUAACUUCACAGUUAUGACAAUGUACAGCAUAUAAGCUUGUGUAUGUACAGAGUUUAAGCGUAAUUCAGUAAAUUCUGUUACUUUUGGUUCCAAACAUGAACUUGUUUAUCUGUUCCUGAAUACUUUUCUCACAGGAGUAAUAAACUAUAAAUUAUUUUUGCA
This is a messenger RNA of Serinus canaria (Common canary), 3614 nucleotides long. RefSeq names its product ubiquitin specific peptidase 45 (gene USP45). The record is from RefSeq and is a predicted model, not a curated record. NCBI's taxonomy places the organism in Eukaryota, Metazoa, Chordata, Aves, Passeriformes, Fringillidae. Gene Ontology annotation, biological process: protein deubiquitination. Gene Ontology annotation, molecular function: zinc ion binding; cysteine-type deubiquitinase activity. The transcript is spliced from 18 exons. Bases 128 to 2635 code for a protein of 835 amino acids.